Messenger RNA from Ahaetulla prasina, 2295 nucleotides. RefSeq names its product endogenous retrovirus group 3 member 1 Env polyprotein-like. The record is from RefSeq and is a predicted model, not a curated record. The coding region runs from base 470 to 1696 and encodes 408 amino acids. The transcript has 2 exons. NCBI's taxonomy places the organism in Eukaryota, Metazoa, Chordata, Lepidosauria, Squamata, Colubridae.
GAACUACAAGUUCCAGGAACCAGCGCGAGCCUUUGGCGGGAGAUUUGCCAUUGUUAGGCGGCCUGGUGGUGCUUUCGGUGGCAACUGACUGAGGUCCAGUCCGCUCUACCUCCGGCUCCCCACUGGCUGAACCAGGUCAGUGGGUAAGAAUUAAAGAACUGUCUCCUGCUUGCACCGAACCAAAGUGGUCCAUACCUUGCCAAGUAUUCCUAAGCACUCCAACGGUCAUGAAAGUGGAAAAGUGUCAAAGCAUGGGUUCACGGAUCCAGGGUCAAGCACGUUUGCAAGACCUCUGAGCGGUGGCAAGCCUAGCAGCUAGAAGGACUCAAGCUGAAACUUUGCCGCACUCCAGCUUCCCCUGCUGACCUGUUCUCCUAAAUGGACUAGACACACGUUGAAUACGCUUGGUUUGCUGUUUUCUUGAUUUGCUGCUGCUGGUUUCCCUGCAAGUUCCUGGGACAAAGAAGAGAUGGCGUCCACCUUUACUUUGGCUCAACAACUUGUCUUAAUGUUUUUGAUCCUAGGGACUCAGCCUCAGCGACUUACUGUGUUCCAUUCAUUUAAUGAAGAAAUGGAAACAAAAAUAGACAUUCCCUCGGUUAAAAAAAAUCUUUUUAUAGAUUUAGCUGAGAGAAUUGUAUCCUCCCUCAAUGUAACCAACUGCUAUGUUUGUGGAGGAACCAAUAUGGGAGAAGAGUGGCCAUGGGAGGCUCAGGAAGUAAACCUGACCACUCUAUAUCAAAUGAACCUCACCUGGUCUUCUGUGGACCGGCCCCGUGAGUGGAAUCUGAAAACCUCCAUCAUUGGUAACACUUGCUUUCAAAGGACUAACUCACAACUUUUUACAAUCCCCUUGGGGGACUUGGUCUGUCAAAAUGUAUUAGCCGCCAAUGACAGUACCACCUGGUGGUCAGGAACGAAUGGAAGUCGCCCUGAUAACCCAUUUUCUUCUUAUAAGCAGUUGUCCUCCAUCUGGGACCGCCUACAUGAUGCGUCCUUGUCCUGGCCAGUCCCAGAUGGAUUAUUUUGGAUUUGUGGAAAAAAGGCCUACGUGUCCCUCCCAGAGAAGUGGAGCGGGACUUGUGCCUUGGGCACUAUCAAUCCCAGUUUCUUCCUUUUACCCAUUGCUCAGGUAGAGAGACCUGGUGUCCAAGUGUAUGACGAGAUAGGUCAAAGACAAAAAAGAUCCCUACAGAUUACCAGCCAGAAGACUUGGGUGAGUGAUGACUGGUCUACAGAGAAAAGUAUCAAGGUAUAUGGCCCAGCAACCUUGGCAGAAGAUGGAAUGUAUGGCUAUAGAACCCCAAUCUAUCCCCCAAACCACUUGAUUCGUCUUCAAGCUGAUGUUGAAACUGUUACCAAUGCUAUGAGCACAGCCCCUGAACUGCUUUCUAAGUCUAACACCCAAAUCCCUACUGCUGCUUACCAGAAACGUCUCGUCUCAGACUAUUUGCUUGCUCAAGAAGGUGGUGUUUGCAGGAAAUGCAACCCUGGCAACUGCUGCAUACAAAUUGAUGAGAUUAGUAAAACUAUAAAGGAGAUCACUGACGGAAUAAGGAAUCUUACACACGUCCCAGUGCAGACUUGGAAUGGGGCAGUUGACUUCAACUUGUUUGGCGGUAUCUUCUCUGGUUGGAAAAGGAUUGGGUUUCUAGUGCUGUUAGCUUUGGAGGUCUCCUUCUCUUCUCCUGUUUGAUUGCACUGAUCCAGCGUGUGGUCUGGUCCACCAUCACUGGGAUGACAGUCAUAGCCUCAUCAGUAUCCGCUCACUCCUGAGAAACCAGCAAAGGUCAUGGUCCUCCAGACCACCUCCAAAGAGUUCAUCCCCCUGGUCAAUCAUAGACAGGCAGCAUCCUGUCCUGAAGUAAAGGGAAGAACGAAGUGAUAUUAGUUAUAUAGUUAUUAGUAUAGUUUAACUCCUACUAUCUUGCUCCUUGCUUUCUCGCCCGUUUCUUGCUUCUUCGCUGACACCUUGCUCAAUAGAUAAGAAGGGAAGAUAUUGAGCCUUGCUCAAUAGAUAAAAAGGGCAGAGCACAGAACUACCCACAGUUGACUCAAAAUAGAUGAGGACACGAACGCACAAGCCUACAAGGAAUGCUGUAUGGAUGGGUAACAAACUUGUCUCUGAUUGGCUACAUGAAUGCCUAAGAUGUUCAUCACACUCUCUCAGUUGUGGCUCUUCCUUGCAUGCUUGUUGCUUGUAUGCAGUGGAACUGUCCACCCAGCUAUUUUGCUUUAUUAAAUAAAAGCUGUUAUUUUUUCCAAGCCUCUGCUUGAGUCUCUUGGAACUUUGAU